UCUUCCGGCUCUUAUCUGCACUGAAGAGUUGCGGAGUUGCCUGGCAUUCGUGAGUUCUGCGGUACAAGGACUACCUGGAGGCGGAGGGGGAGAUAGAGAACGAGAGUGCAGAGCUCUGCUCCGCUUGCCACGGCGCCUCCGGGCGCGGCCAAGCCUGAGUCCUCUCUGGCUGUCAGUCGCCAGGCUGGGGAAGUGCCCAGAGGGCGGGCCUGGCGAUGGCUGCGGCUACGAUGCUGCUCUUCAAAAGCCGCCCAAGCAAAUUCUGUGCGAAAGGCUCUUUUAUUUUUCUCCUCAGAAAUGAAAUUUUGCCGGAGUAGUUGGAGUGAUCAGCGCCAUACACCUUGCGAUUUCAGCGCCUCUGGUGACAGAGUGCCACUGUCCACUGAAAUUCAUCAGCUGCACUAAAGCAAAGCUUGCCUCAGUGAAAGGAGUAUUCAUGCAGACUUCUGUGUUACAGGAUGGCAGCUCCUGCUUCGUCCCAUGGUCCUUCAGAGGACUCAGGCUGCCUUCAGGAACGAAAAAUAGCAGCAGAAAUGAUGUUGGUUGAUUGCCUGACAGAUGAUCAGGAGUUAGUGAGCUUUGAGGAUGUGAUUGUGGACUUUACCCAAGAGGAGUGGAGCUCACUGAACCCAGAUCAGAGGAACCUCUACAGAGAUGUGAUGCUGGAGAACUACCAGAACCUGGCCACAGUAGGGUAUCAGCUCAUCAAACCCAGUUUGAUCUCUUGGUUGGAACAAGAAGAGUUUAGUAAAGGUCAGAAGAUAGUUUUCCCAGAAUGGAAAUUACAGCUCGAAACCAAAUGUUCAGCGUUCCAGCAGGAAUUUCUGAGGGGUAACAUAUCCAGUAGAAUGCAAAUGCAGACAGGAAUCAACAGAGGAAGGGAGCUCUGUGAUGGGACGCAAUAUGGAGACUUCUUCAGUGAACUCUCACCCCUCAGGACAGAUAUGAAAACUCAACCUGCACAGGAUAAUUAUGGUUGUAGUCAGUACAGAAAAGACUUUCUAAUGCUUCAGAGGAAAAACUGUGCUGGUGAGAAACUUUCUGAGUUCAGUCAGAGUGAAGAAACCGGCAUGACCCCAGUUAAAGAGAAAAUUGAUACACAAGAGAAAGGGUUUGAAUGCAGCGACUGUGGGAAGUCCUUUAUGAGCCAGUCACACCUUCAGACACACCAGAGAACUCACAGUGGAGACAAACUUUAUGAAUGGAAUGAGUGUGGGAGAAGUUUUAUAAACUCAAGACUUGCUGUGCUUAUAGAAACUCUCAAUGCAAAGAAACCUCACAGAUGUAAGGAAUGUGGGAAAGGCUAUCGAUAUCCUGCAUAUCUAAAUAUUCACAUGCGAACCCACACUGGCGAAAAGCCCUAUGAAUGUAAGGAGUGUGGGAAAGCCUUCAAUUAUUCCAAUUCAUUUCAGAUCCAUGGAAGAACUCACACAGGAGAGAAGCCCUAUGUAUGUAGUCAGUGUGGGAAAGCCUUCACUCAGCACUCAGGUCUUAGUAUCCAUGUAAGGUCUCACACUGGAGACAAGCCCUAUGGGUGUAAGGAGUGCGGGAAAGCCUUUCUUACGUCCUCUCGACUGAUCCAACAUAUAAGAACUCACACAGGAGAGAAGCCUUUUGUGUGUGUGAAAUGUGGGAAAGCCUUUGCUAUUUCUUCCAACCUUAAUGGGCAUCUGAAGUUGCAUGCUGAAGAGAAGACCUGUGAGUGCAAGAUUUGUGGGAAAGCAUUUGGAUAUCUUUCAUGUCUUAAUAACCACAUGAGAACUCACAAUGCUAAAAAAUCAUACACGUGCAAGGAAUGUGGGAAGGCCUUUAACUAUUCCACCCACCUUAAAAUUCACAUGCGAAUCCACACUGGAGAAAAACCCUAUGAGUGUAAACAGUGUGGGAAAGCCUUCAGUCACUCCACUUCAUUUCAGAUCCAUGAAAGAACCCACACUGGAGAGAAGCCCUAUGAAUGUAAGGAGUGUGGGAAAGCCUUCAUCUGUCCCAGUUCCUUCAGGAUUCAUGAAAUAAGUCACACCCACACUGAAGAGAAACCCUAUAAGUGUCAGCAGUGUGGAAAAGCCUACAGUCAUCCUCGUUCACUUCGCAGACAUGAAAGAAUUCACUAGAGAGAAGCCUAAUUGAUGGAAGCAAUGUGAGGAAGCCCUUGUUUGUGCUCAUGUACUUUGAAGACAUGAUGGUACUCACACUGGGGAGAAACUAUGAAAAUUAGAUACUUAGCUUAGAGCAGUGCUGUGUUGCCAUACUGAGCAACACAAAUACUCCAUGUCAAAAAAAUUAAAGUGGAUGCUGGCAAGAUAGCUCAGUGGGUAAAAGCACUUGAUGGAAAUGUCUGACAGCUUGAAUCUGACCCACACUCACGUAAAUCAGACAGAUGUAGUGGCAUGCAUCUGUAUUCUCAGCAUUCCUACAAGAUCACCUGCAACCUUGCAGGCCAGCUAGUUUAUGUAGCAUGGCAGAGAGGAAGACUGACUCAACAAGGUAGAAGAUUUAAUGCCUUAAAGUUGACCUCUCAUCUCCAUGUUUCUGCCCACCCUCCUACAUAUACCACAGUAAUAAAAAAAAAUGUUUUUUCAAACAAAAGCAUUCUCCAUACACUCCUGACUACCCAUUUUCUAUCCCUGAAUCCCACAUUGUAAAGAGAGAAUUGGCUCCUAAAAAGCUGCCCUCUGACCUCCACAUGAAUGCUGUGGCAUGCACUCCCCCCAAUAAUAGUACAUUUUAAAAAUUCAAGUGAGGGACUGCAGAGAUGAUUGAAAUAGUUACAGGCACCUGCUGUACUUUCAGAGAGCCAGGCUUCAGUUCCCAGCACUCACAUGGUAGCUUGUAGCCAUUCAUAACUAGGUGAAGGGGAUUUGGGCCCCUUCUGGCCUCUGUGAUCACUCAGCAUACACAUGAGUGCAUAUGUGCAGGCAAACCAUGUAUAAAAUAAAAAUAAUAAAAAGCAAAUGAGGUUGCCAUGAGUCCAUUAGAAGUGACUAAUGUCCUCAAGAGGUUAAGAUGCUGCAGGAUGCACACAGAGAAGACCAUGGAAACUUCAGACAGCCUUCUGCAAAUGGAGACAAGUGGCUACCACAAGUGUUUCUACUAAGGCCUCCAGAGGGAAACUACCUGAAUUAUGCUGAUCUCUGAUUUCCAGCUGCCAGAUUGUAAGAAAUAAAUAACCAUGUUUAAGUUACUGGUCUAUGACUUUGCUGCAUUAACUCUAACAAAUUGUGUGUGUAAGGAGAGAACUGACUUCCACAAACUGUCCUCUAGUCUCCAUGAAUACACACUGGCAUAUUGGCUUAUGCACACACACGUGAGAAAAAAAGCCUAGAUUUUAAAGUUAUUUGUCCUGCAUUCUCAACCAUUCUAUUAUUUUUGAAGUCAGUAAUUGAAAAGGAGUGACCUUUUGGAGGAGUCUUGUUGCCUUGUUUUUGUUUUGUGGUUUUAUUUUGUUGUUUAUUUGUUUUAAGAUAAGGUUUCUCAAUGUAGCCCCGUCUUUCUGUCUGUCCUGGAACUUGCUAUUGAUCUGCUUGUGUUUCUAAGCUGUGAUUUACAUAUGUGGUUGG
Mus musculus (house mouse) is the source of this 3557-nucleotide messenger RNA. It is a transcript of the gene Zfp426, whose product is annotated as zinc finger protein 426. Gene Ontology annotation, biological process: regulation of DNA-templated transcription. The record is from RefSeq and is marked validated. Gene Ontology annotation, cellular component: nucleus. Bases 459 to 2111 code for a protein of 550 amino acids. The transcript has 7 exons. Lineage: Eukaryota; Metazoa; Chordata; Mammalia; Rodentia; Muridae.